Molecule: messenger RNA, 1827 nt
Organism: Heterostelium album PN500
Lineage: Eukaryota; Evosea; Eumycetozoa; Acytosteliales; Acytosteliaceae
Exons: 2
Coding region: 1-1827 (608 amino acids)
Molecular function (GO): protein binding; zinc ion binding
Source: RefSeq, a predicted model, not a curated record
AUGACAGGUCUUUGUGAAAUACAUAAUAAAAAGUUAAAGUUUGCAUGUUCAACUUGUAGAUUCAAGUUGAUUUGCUCGAAAUGUAUUCAAACCACACACAACGGUCAUUCGAUCGGUGAGCAAAAGUCGAUUUUCAAUAGCCGUUUGGAUGCACUCAAUAAGAGUAUAGAUGGAAAAUGGAGUCUUCUACGUGGUAGUGUUGAAUCGUACGAAUCGACCAACAAAGUAGAGAAAGAGGUGCGUCAAUACUUCUCAGAGUUACAAGAGUAUUUGAAACAAGAGGAGAAUCGCGCCAUUGACAUUAUCGGACAGGAGCGAAACAAUCUCGGUCACGAACUACUCUCUUUGUACAACAGUAUCGAUCGUCUCUACUCUGUCAAGUUGCGUCUCGAACAAUCGUUACUCACCUCGGGUGACUCUGAAUCUUCGACCAUAACAUCACCAGAUACUACUACUACUACUACUACCGAGUCUCCACCAUCAUUAUCGCUAUCAUCUUCUGGAGUGUUGGUAUCGGGUGGUUCUCUCCAACAUCAGGAAAACGCCAGUCAGUUGCUUGAGCAAUUGUCAAAUGUCGAUAAUCUAGAGAGUUUCUUGGCAGUCAAUAAGAAUCAAUCGUUCGAUAACAACGUUAUCUACGAAGAUCUGUUGACACUGGCCGAGGAGGAAAAGUCCGUGUUGCCAGGCAUCAAAUUGAAGUUGCGUCAAGAAACGAUCAAUCGUAUCAAAGAAGACGUUGGAAAGUCCUAUGAGCUACAGGGUGCCGAAGAUCAAAUCAAACUGUUGGCAGCACCACUCAAUAUUCUCUCGAUCUACGCAUUCGUCGAUUACAAACCUGGAUUCUUUGCACUCCACUCGUUGGACUUGGAAGAGAAGAAAUGGAUUGCUCAUCACCCAACAUCGGAGCCGUUCCACAAGCUGUUGGUUGUCGGAGGUUACAUCUGUGCUUUCGAUGGCAAGCGUGGAGUAUUCAAGUUUGACCACAUCAACAAGAACUGGGUACAAGCCGUCUACUUUGAGAAACAAGAACGCUUCGGACCGGAUUCUUCGUUCUGCUCGGAUGGAUCGCGUUACGUCUACAUCAUCGGUGGAGGCUACGGUGAGAGAUACCUCAUCUGGAAGCAUUUCUCCGAGAGUUCAGUGGUGCAGUACGACGUCGCAACCAAUACAUUCACUGAGAAGGGUCAUUUGAGAUGGCCACGUUUCAAUGCACAUUCGAUCUUGGAUGGCGACACCAUCUACAUUGUCGACUCGACCGACGACAAACCCUCGAAUGCCUCUAUCAUUAUGUUCUCGUUGUCGAGCGGAUCGUCAAAGAUGUACUCAUUCUAUCGUUGGUGUUUGGAUACCUAUAAGCUUGAGAAGUUGGUAUUGUUCUAUCCAGCGACCUCUAUAUUCUACGGACAUCACAACGGUAGACCAAAGAUCUUUGCAUUCGGUACCGAUUCCAAAGUCAACGACUUUAAGUGUUAUGAUAUCAAUAAGAACGAGUGGGAGACCUACGCACAUAGAGACUCCUUGGAUUUCAUCGGAAAGGCAGUGCCUGUCUACACAUCAAAUAUUUCAACAUGGACAAUCGAAGAUGAACAACCAGCAGCAGUAGCACCAACAACUACUACCACCACCACAUCAACAGAAUCAACAAGCACAACUACAACAGCCAAUGAAACAACACCAACAACAACAACAUCACCAGCAUCACCACAAAACUCUAACAAUUCAUUAGGUUCAUCGACUCAAGAAACAACACCAACUUUACAAACAUCUGCAAAUGCCACACCAACACCAACUGAAGUUUCAACAUCAACUCAACCAACACAACAAUAG